UACCCGCUUUAAAUGAAGAUAACUUUACGCUCACAUGUCCAGUUAUACAUGUAAGAUGUUUCGCGACGAUCCCUCGAGUUAGGUAAAGGGUGGAGUUUAUGAAUGUUGGCAGGUGAGCGUUAGAAGGUAUUGGCAAAUGUAUCUUACUUUAGUGGUUGUAUUGCUGCAACGGACAGAUGUCUGAAUAGUAUUGUAGCAGAGAACACAUUUGUAAGUGAGAGAUUAAGAGAGUGUCUUUAACGUCCAAACUUACCAGAGAGGAUACACAACAUACAGAGCAAUAUAUCCCGGCCUGGUGGGCUGACCAGCAGCUCUGCAGAUGGAGCUUGGUUCAGGUGACAGUAGUCCCCAAGGAGAUCAUGGGUCCUUGUCCCAGCAGUGCCCUGGGGUGCCAACAGGGAAACAUCGGCACAACAUGGAGGUAACUGCUGAGAAGGACACUGUCACUAAGAGACCCAAGACAGAGGGACAGCAGGACCAAACAAAGUCCCCCAGAAGAGAUCAGGAUAUGAAGAAGAAGACAAGGAGAGGUAAUAGAAGAAAAAAUAAAGGAAUGAAAAAUCAAGCUGACAAGGAUCCUCAGACUCCGAGUACACUGGAAAAAGGGCAGAUGGAGACCCAAACCAACCAGGUGUGUCAAACCUUGGAAACACAGACACAAGAACACAACCAAGACCAAGACCACCAAGCUGAAACCAGUCAACAACAGGACCAGUCCAUGCAUCAGACUAAUGAUACAAAACAAACACAUGUCAAGGAUGCUAAGAGAGUUCACGUCCAGACUCAAACAAAUAAACCUAAAGGCGAGAACCGGGCAACUCAGACCCCUAUAGUUGUUCAGAACACACAGCAGACACAGACAGAACCCUCUGAUUCCACUCAGCCAAUGACAGAUGAACAUGCUGACACCACUCAGCCAAUGAAUGAGCAAACACAGAACAGCGAUGGAGCAGGCAGUGAAGGAGCAGCAUCAGAACCACCUAAGAGGGAGAAUCCAAACUCUACCGAAGAGGUAAAGAGUAAGCCCGAAUCAGAGAAAGGGGUACAACAUUCAGGAGAAAGCUCAGGGAGUCCCACAGCCUGCCAGGUAAAACAGGGAGUCAAAUUAACUACCAAGUCUUAUGCAGAAGCUGCAGCGGAAGAUAAAACAAAGACUCAGAAGAGGUCGAGUCCUCAGACUUCAAAUCAAUGCAAAAAGGAUUCCAAGAGUAGAGGAUGUCGAGAGCGGUCCCCAGUAAGGAUUCCUCCUGGGAUUCCUAUGUUCACCUUUCAUAUCUAUGCUGUGCUGAACAAAAAGUUCAGAUUCAACCAAGAAUAUGACACACUCUUGUUAUGUCAUCAAGAUGAAACCCAUGCACUUGAAAUGACUCAUUUCGUAGGUCUAUCUCAGCAAGGCUAUCUAAUAGAAGCAAGUCUCUCAGUACCGGAAAGCUCAAUACCCAGGGGACAAAUUUUGACUUACCAAUAUCGGGUGCAGCAAAGGCAGAAAGAGAUUGUGGAGAUAGCCACAAGGAAUAUUCAAAUUCCAACUGAUUUACAAGUAAAGGAGUUGCACCUUUAUGAGGGUCACAUUCAUCGGCUGGAGUCAUGGUGGUCCUUCCAAGGGUGGUUAGAUGUGUUCCAAUCAAAAGGAAAAGGUAUGGCUGAUGCCUGGCAAGCCUCUGCCCGUCUACUACUUGGCCACAUUUCACAGAAAUGGGAUCCACCCAACCAGGAGAGCACUGUGCAGUUUGCUCAGCUCUUGCGUCAUUUCCAGAGGAGUUACUCCUCAGCUGUUCAACAGGUGGUCUACCCAGGAUAUUUCAAUCCCCCUUUGGUUAAGGUAUCAGAGUUGAUUUCUGAGCAUUUUCUGCAGCUGUUGCAUGCUGAGUCCCAGGGAACAUCGCAGAAGAGUCAGACUGUCAACAACCCUCUAGUGUUUGGCUUGUCUUUGUUCAGAGUCUGCCAAGCUUGCCAGAUAGAUCUUGGGGUGAAGGGCUGGGCAAAACUAUGCAACGUAGUAUCCUCACACACUGCACUUGACAGCAGAAACAUAGAGGAAAUUAGAAAUGUCUUCUCUUUUCCACAAAAGCUUGUGAUUGGUAUGAUCAACUACUGCUCACAGAGGCUGGUCUCAGAGCUUCCCCUGCUCAUUCCUCUACUGCACACUCUCAUACAGCCGGGAGCAGACGCUGGCAGGCUUGGUCCUACAAUAGAGGAGAUGAACUGGGCAGGGCUUGAAAAUGUUAAGUACAACAACUUCAGAGAGGGGAUCAGAUGCUUUUCUGACAAAAGAAGGAUGAUGCUCACUUUGAUCCAGAAUCACAUUUCUGUGGCUAAAGAGAUGCCUCUGGUUUGGACCAGCUGGCUGUCCCUGGUGGCCUUUGAGGACCUUCCAGAAUUCUCCACCCUGAAGAGCAUACCUCCAGAACACAUAAUCCAGAGCCUGCUGUACAGGCUUCGACAGUAUGGGGAGAAUACUGAUGGCAAAACACAACAAAAUGUAGAGGUUACUCAAAAGAUCCUGUGCUUUGUACUGGAGAAAGUUGAAGAGGAGAAGGAAAGGCUAGCAGAUGCUGGGUAUGUGGACUCCAUCCUCUUGAGUUGCAUCAGUGUUCUGAAGAGCACUUGCCGGAUGGUGCGACUUGUCCCGUUCUACAAGACAGCAGUGCUAUCCUUCCAACUAGUGCUGAAAGCGGCUGAAAUUCUGGAUGCUGCACUUGCAAACAAGACUCCGGAUGGUGAGGAGAAGAGACCUGAGCAGUUCCAGCUAUCUGACAAGCCUGGGGACGUGCUGCAACAUCUCAGCCAGUGGAGAGACAAUCUUCUCCACAAUGAUCUCCUGAAACAAGGCACUCAGUCCAAAUCCCUCAGCUACCCCAAAGAAAUAGAGAUGUGGGAUGCCUUCCUGAGGGUAGAAUGCUCUCUGCAGAGUGUGUCAGCCCAGUGGAUGUCCAGCCUGGACAGAGACCUGAGGAAGAGGAUCUCUAGGGCCAGUGAUAUGGACAAGGUGGUGGUGUGCUGCCUUGAGACAUCAGUGGAAGCUAUAGGGAAGAGCCAUGCUACCAUAAAGACCUGCUUUCAGGAACUGUGUCGCUCUGCCAUCAAGAACAUCUGUCAGGAUGGGAAAGAGGGGGACCUUAUGCGAAUGCUGUACCCCCUGUCUAAGGUGCUCCCCCCCUCUGUCCUGUCUUCAAUCGUGGUUGAGUCAGCGGCCCGGUUUGAGAACGACCCUGUUGGUCACCUGCUGGACCCCCAGUCUUCCCUCAACCACCUCCUGUCUCAUGGGGACUGGAAAGUGAUCCAGGUGGAUGCUGAGGCUGGUGAGGUGAUCGGAGGCUGUCGGAGUGCCCUGGCCUCCCUGGUAGAGGCUCUGUGUCUGGGUCAUGUACCUGUGGGACAUCUUCAGACCACCCUGAAACACAGAGAGCAGUUCAAACAGAUAUACCGCCAGUAUAAGAGGCCUGCUAAGCUGGAGAAUGUUCCUGCUGAUGCUGAGGUGAUCCUGGCUCAAAGAGAGAAAGACCUCCAGGCCUUCUACCAGCAACGAGAGCACGUGGACACACUCAUCAAGAUGAUGGGCAAGGUCUCAGAGAACAUCACAGCUCCAGAGAUCUCCACUCUGGAAGACCAACACAGAGCUGACUUCCAAACAGUGAGCCUGAACAAGCUGGUGGUGGUCCAGCCCUGCUGUAUGAAGAAGGGGGAUGAGCAGCAGACACCCCCAGGGCUGGUUCUGUGGUACAGUGCUAGCCAAGGGGUUCUGGAGAUGGCCAGGGAGAUGCACGAGCUGGGUGACAGUAACCUGCUGCUUCGCUCCUGGGUGGACGGGUCGUUAGAGGUAGCCAAUGAAGACCUUACUAGACCUAUCCCUGUACCAAUGACCCUCACACAGGUCUGCGACAUCAUCUGGAAACCCCGGUUGAGUGGCUUCUGUCAGCUAGGCCUUAGGAUCGCUAUGUCGCUUGCCACCUUUGAGGAGAUCGACCAUGCACUGAAUGCAUCAGGGGACCAGGGAGAGGGGUUUCAGAUGAGGAGGGAGCUGGGGCUGAUGUCUGGGAGGCUGCAGGGGUACCAGGAACUGGAACAAGGCUGGGUGGAGGUCAGGCUGGGCCAGAUCCAGGAGUAUCGUCAGGUCCAUCAGGCAGUAGCCUCGGCCAGUGCAGUCCUGAGGAUCGCUGAGAGGAUGGAUCUUAGAGGAGACUUCAGUAAGAUCCACAGUCUCACCCAACUGGAGGACGACUCGUUCAAGAUGAGGGUCCUGGGGUCACUCAGUGAUGACCUCAUCCGUGCCAAGCAGCAGCUGUCUAUGGUCACCCCGCAGCACACUGCAUGUCUAGAGGUGUUCCUAGACAGCCAUACUCUGGUCAGCUGGGUCCAGGACCAACUCUGUAAUAUGAGUGACGUGAAAGUGUUUGUGGACCUGGCCUCCAUCUCGGCUGGAGAGAAUGACACAGAGAUCGACCGAGUGGCCUGUUUCCAUGAUGCGGUGAUGGGCUACAGUCCUUUGCUCUACUCUCUCUCCCCCAAGGCUGGGUUUGAGGAGUUCAUGAUCUCUGCUAGACAGGUGUGGGACACCCUACAAAGAGACAAGAAACUCCCUGCCAAAUUGAGGGACUCUUGUCAUUUGCUGGGCUGGCUGAAGGGACUGAGGGAGACCCAUGGGUCUGUGGAGCAGUCCUCUCUCUCCUUGGCCUCAGCGAUUAAUGCACAGGGGGUAUACCACGUGGGCUGGUCUGAGACACACACAGACAGGAGAUGUCUGCAGAGCCUGCUGGUGGUCAGAGUGAGGAAGGACCAUGAGGUGAAGAGCUAUAACCUGGAGGAGCUACUGGAGCUGCAGAAUAAGCUGAUGCUCAUGUCAUCCAAAGGAGAGCAUGGCAAGGAGCAUGUCAACAGGUUCACCCAGGUCUUUGAGGGAGUUCAGAGACUGGGCUGCAUCCUCCUCCAAAUGCAGUCUACUGGCAACAUGCUUUUCCGGGAGUGUCGAGCCCAGGUACAGUGUAGCCAGGAGAAGCAGCCAUGCAUCCGAGUCACGUUCUCCUCCCUGCGGGGUAAAGAGAUGGUGUACAGUGGGGAGGUGACAGAACAGCUCCAGUCCCUGUGUCGCUCCAUGGAGACCUGCCAUAAAGAAUGGUGUGCUUUCAUCAGCGAGAAACGUUCCCAAUUCCACACGCUGAACCACUACACAUCUGAGCAGGUGGUUUACCUGUGCAGGUGGAUCUACAGCGUGUGUGAGAGGCAGGCCUGUGUUCCUCAACAGGUGUGGCACCUGCUGUCUCCCAUUAAGGCUGAGUGCACGCUGAAUGAUGUCAGAGAGGCCUUCGCCACGGUAACAGAGGUGUUGUCAGGGACACUUUCUGGCAAUCCAGCAGUGUGGGAAGAGGAUGAUGAAGAUGAUUCUGGACGUUCUAUGGACUUUAGAUCGAUUGGACACAACGUUGACAAAAGAUGGGGGUACAAUGACGAAAAUAUCGAGAGCAAUGUUGAAGAAGUAUAUGAUAUGAUUGAGUUCUCAGAUACUGAGGAAGAUGAGGUAAAAGAACUCUCACCUAUGGCCCAGAGUGAUGCAAAUGAGGAGGAGGCUGAGGAAGGUCUGGAGGACCUGUGGAGGCGAUUUAAAGAGGACAUGCCAAAGUACCUCAUGCAGCAUGUAGACAUCACUACUCUGGCUCGCUUCCUCUCCUGCCUCUCAGAAAUGAACCAACAGGAUGUCAAGAGGAAGCUGCCUCCUUCACUCCAAGAAGGGAAGCCCAACCUCGUCCUCUGCCCAGCCACAGAGGUCCUGAGCAUCACUCUGUCCUUCUACAUGGAGAGCCCAGAUCAGCCUCUGCCGUCCACUGAUGAAGUUCUGGUCUGCAGAGAGGAUACCACAGAGGAACAGGUGGAGAUCUUCCUCAGUCGAGCCCUGGGCCGGGGCGAUGGUGCCGUAGGGAGCCAGCAGAAGAUCUACACCCUGGUCAACCCAGGCCUCCUGGGGUACGAUGUCAGUGUGGCCGUUGGUGAGCUAUUCGAGGACCUGGAGAGAAGUGCGGGCCACCAUUACCGCCUGGUGAUUACCAGCCCAGUGAUGCACCAGCACAGAUACGUGCCCUCUUUCUUCAGCAACCACAAAGUACAGGCAGGAGUGGGCAUCACUGCAGAAAAUGCCAGAAGAUAUCUCCGUCACCACUUUACUGUUCCGUUCCAACACAGCUCUGUCUCACUCAUCUAUCCAGACAAACUGUCCGUCUGGGUUGUCUCGUCCACUCGCCCUGCAGUUGGGAAAUCCCUUUAUGUGGACCGACUGUUUGAGAAGUUCCAGCAGACUUCAACCAAGGCCCAGCAUGUUAGGAUCAGACUGAUAGAGCCACGGGUUGAUCUAGACUCAUUCAUACAUACCCUGUCAGAGAGACUGGUACUGUUGAGGGAGCAGGACCCUGUGCUGCUUCACAUUGACACUGCUGCGGUUAAUGUCGGUCUAGAAGAGUUCCUGUUCCACUUACUGGUUCUGGGAUGUUUGAGUGACAACAAGGGAAUGCUUUGGAGAAGAAAUGUAGCUCAUCUGAUAGCAGUUGAGGUUCUGAGACCAUACCCAACCCUUCAGAACCAACCACACACUAAGGAGAUGAGAGUUGGACUUCUUGACAUUCUACCUACCAUCCAAUGCAGACCACCGAAGGAGGUGAAGAAGUUGUUGUUGACAAAACGGAGAACCUUGGACCCACUGAUGGAUGAGCAGGAGUUUGCCAGUGGAGGGAUUCAGAGGCCUUAUCAGUUCCUGAAACGAUUCAACAGAAAUGAGAACCUGGAUCCAUUUUAUCACCGGGAAGGAUCCAGAGAGGGGGAUCCUAUUGACUGUCUACAUCACCUUCUGGCAAACUGUGGAUUGAAAGAUCCAUCAUGGGCUGAGCUCAAAAACUUCACCUGGUUCCUAAAUUUGCAGUUGAAAGACUGUGAGAAGUCCGUUUUCUGUGACCCAGACUUCCUUGCUGAACACCUGCGGGGUUUCAAGGGCUUCAUUGUGAAAUUCAUGAUCCGGAUGGCACGGGAUUUUGCUUCACCGUCUAUGGACACUUCUGACCAGAGUCCCUCUCUGCUCCUUGAUGACAACCAAGGAGAUGACCUUCUGGCCCGUUUGACCAUUCGUAAGCGUUGGGAACGCGAGUCUCAUCCAUACAUUUUCUUCAAUGCGGACCGCUUCUCGAUGUCAUUCCUGGGCUUUCAUGUGAUGAGAAGUCCUGUGGGAAACACUCUCAAUGCAGUUGAUCCUCAGAGCCAUGCAGUGUUGAUGGGAGAUGUGAUGACUCAUGAACUUCUACAGGGCCUUCAGCGGCAAGGGAUCUCGCUCACUGAAGACUUUGACGGUUUGCCCAGAGCAGAAAAGAUCAAGAGGAUUUCACGUGUUGUUGGUGCCAAGAAAGGGAUGAUGAAGGGGACAUUUGAUCCAGACCCGACCUAUGAGCUCACUGCUGAUAACGUGAUGAAGAUGCUAGCCAUUCACAUGAGGUUCCGUUGUGGAAUCCCUGUCAUCAUCAUGGGAGAGACCGGCUGUGGGAAGACCCGAUUGGUCCGUUUCCUCUGUGAUCUCCAGAGGGAAGACAGAGAGGUAGAAAACAUGAAGCUGGUAAAAGUGCAUGGUGGAACCACAGCUGAGAUGAUCUACAGAAAGGUGAGGGAGGCAGAGAGACAGGCAGAUAUCAACCUGAAAACACACAAACUGGACACUGUUUUGUUUUUCGACGAAGCCAACACCACGGAAUCCAUCUUUGCUAUAAAAGAAGUUCUGUGUGACAGAACUGUGCAAGGACAGCCCCUGAAGGCGAAUACUGGCCUAAAGAUAAUCGCUGCCUGCAACCCUUAUCGGAGGCACUCUCCUGAAAUGGUGGAGCGCUUGGAACGUGCUGGGUUGGGAUACAGAGUGAAGGCAGGAGAAACAGAAGACUGUCUUGGCAAAGUCCCUUUGAGGCAGCUAGUGUACCGGGUCCAUCCACUGCCUCCUAGCAUGGCUCCUUUGGUCUGGGACUUUGGUCAGUUGAGCAAUUCCACUGAGCUCUCCUACAUCAGACAGAUUGUCCAAAAGCAAGCCAAGGAUCAUGAUUUGCCUGUGGCGUGUGGCAAUGUAAUAUCAGGUGUGUUGGCAGCCUCUCAAAGUUACAUGCGUAAUCGAAAGAACGAGUGCAGUUUUGUGAGUCUGAGAGACGUGGAGAGGUCCAUAAAGGUGCUAGUAUGGUUUUACCACCAUAGCAACGACCUGUUCCCUGAUUCCAAUGAUUCCAGUGUUCAGAAGACUUUGAAGUGCCUGGCACUUGCAGUGGGAGUGUGCUACUACCCAUCUCUGGUUUCAAAGAAGCAGUACUUAUCAGCUAUCAGUCAACACUUCCCAGAACCGCUGAACACCCCAGAAUCACUGCAGCAGGUGAUUUCGUCAUGUCAAGACUUCUUCCUCGAGAACAUCGAGACAAGGGAGACAGUGGCCAAGAACAUAGCGCUCAAAGAGAACGUGUUCCUCAUGGUGGUCUGCAUUGAGCUCAGGAUUCCACUCUUUCUGGUUGGCAAACCAGGGAGCUCUAAGUCCCUGGCCAAGACGGUGGUUGCGGAUGCCAUGCAGGGCCAAGCUUCCCACUGUAGCCUCUUCCAGAAGCUCAAGCAGGUGCACAUGGUCUCCUUCCAGUGCAGUCCUCACUCCAGCCCUGAGGGCAUCAUCGGAACUUUCAGGAACUGUGCCCGAUUCCAGAAAGACAAAAACAUGGAUGAGUAUGUGUCAGUGGUGGUGCUGGAUGAGAUUGGGUUAGCAGAAGACUCCCCACAGAUGCCCUUGAAGACCCUUCAUCCCCUCUUGGAGGAUGGCUGCAUUGACAAUGACAGGCCAGACCCAUACAUGAAGGUUGGGUUUGUUGGGAUCUCAAACUGGGCUCUGGACCCGGCAAAGAUGAACAGGGGGAUCUUUGUGUCUCGGUGGGAUCCGAGUGAGGAUGAGCUGGUGGAAACAGCCAAAGGGAUCUGCUCAUCCUCCAUCCCAAUUCUUCUGAAAAUCAAACACCUCUUUCCACUGUUAGCGAAGGCCUUUUUGAAUAUUUGUAAAGAGACAGCGAAGAACCAGUUCUUUGGUCUCAGAGACUAUUACAGUCUGGUGAAAAUGCUUUUUGCUACAGUCAAAUGUUCAGAAAAAGAACCAAACGACAGAGAGUUGGCAGAAGCCAUCUUGCGUAACUUCAGUGGACAACCUGAAGACUUUGAUCCUGUCAUUUUCUUCCAAGAUGUCUCCCAGAACCUCAGAGAAGUUCCCAGACCAAGUACUCUGCAAAUGGUUGAACAAAAUCUUGCCCGAGACAACAACCAAGAAAGCCGGUACCUCCUUCUUCUCACCACCAACAAUGCAGCCCUCCAUAUCCUUCAGCAGCAAGUAUUUGCCAUGGCAGACUAUGCAUCCCCUGAGAUUGUGUUUGGCUCAGGCUUUCCCAAGGAUCAGGAAUAUGCCCAGAUAUGCCGAAACGUGAACCGGGUGAAGACCUGCAUGGAAACAGGCCGUACUGUUAUCCUUCUGAACCUACAGAACCUCUAUGAGAGCCUGUACGAUGCCUUGAACCAGUACUAUGUCUACCUGAGUGGGCAGCAGUAUGUGGAUCUGGGGCUGGGGUCCCACAGGGUAAAGUGUCGUGUCCACAGGGACUUCAGGCUGGUGGUGAUAGAGGACCAGAUGAAGGUCUACACACAAUUCCCAGUGCCACUCAUCAACAGGCUGGAAAAACACAGGGUGGACAGAAGCACAGACCUGACUCCCUGGCAGCACAGGGUUCUGGCCAAACUCAAAGAGUGGGUGCAGGACUUCUCUGGCACUGCGAUGUCAGAAGAUUUCCAACUGUCUGAUGUUUUUGUUGGUUUCCAUGGGGAUGCCUGUGCCAGUGCUCUCUUGCAGGCCCUGGAGAGUAGGGAGCAUCAGAGGGAUCCGGCUGUGGAUCAGCAACACAAGGAUGAAGGAGAUGAGCCUCUGGGGGAUGUGGAAGCAAAUGAGACAGGUGAGCACAGACAGAAAGAAGGGGCUGAUCCUUGUGUUAUGGAUAUGGAUGCUGAUGAUGAAGAGAAGAACAUUUCAAUGGAUGAGGAUAAUGUUCUCAUGGAGGUGGUAGAUGAUCAAGAUGGAGAACUGGCAUGCACACCUACCAAUAGCAAAGUAGAUGAUGAUUACAUGGCAAUGGAUGCAGAUAAAGAUUAUGUGGAGACAGGAAACAGUCCGUCUAAAGGGACAGAUGAGGAAGAGAGGGUAUUUGAAUCAGCCAAGGGUUACCUGUUGAAUUGUGCCACACCUGACUCAGUGCUAAGGCUGAAGUAUACAGACUUCGGAAAUCAGGAGAAAGAGAAACUUCAGAAGAUGUACUUUCAUCAUCAGCAUAAACACUCACUAAGGGACUUCAUGAAGAGCCACUUGUCGUCAGAGAACUCCAGCAAGUUUAUUGAAGUCACCACAUUCUCCAGUUUGCUCACCAAAUCUGACGUGCGAGGGUUGGCUCACGCUCUGGGCCUGCACACCCAAACGUUCCUCCUGCUGUCUCUUCACCAAUUUGACACAGAGGUCUCCUUCUGCAGCAAGAUACGCGCCUUCCUACAAGAUGCUGGUCCAUCCAUCCGUAUUCUGGUCGUUCAGAUGGACAUAGAGGACUCGCACUGUAGCGACGAGCUGAUAGCAUCAGCAAAGUACUGCACACUGAACUACCUGAUAACACUGGAGUCAGAUCAGUCCUGUUAUGUGGUCUUCAUCACCAAGCUGUCCCGCAUUCAGAGUGGAGGUUCUCAGUACAUAGGCUUCCAAGGAGGUGUCUGGCUUUCAGUGCACAUUGAUGACCUCAGGGACACAGAAGACAUGAGCUUGAACUUGUCAGUUUUCUGCGGAAUGCCAAUCAGCAAGCUUGUCCCACCUGCACAGUCAGGUAUAGAGACCUGUGAGUCUGUUAAUGCCCAAGCAGACACGGCACACCUGCACAGUUUAUCCCUGGUGAGGUCCUGCGUUCAGAAAGCAGUGGGUUUGCUGAGAGACCCCAAUGACCUGACCUCCAGGAGCAUGCAGCGCAUGAACAUACUGCUGGGGCUUCUUGGAGAGAACCACGGAGAGAUGGGAGCUCUUUUCCAGAACGUGUUGCUGGGUAGACUGGCAGGGACCCUGGUGCAAAGGGAGGAGCUGGUUCACAAUCCAGGGGAGUGGGUGAACAGAGAAGCCAAGAAACGCCAGGCUCUCCAGGAGGGGGGCACUCUAAGACACACCCUAUGGCGCUGUCUGCAGUCCACCCUGACUCCAGUCCUGGCCUAUAUGGUGGAGGUUCUGGACAGGGAUGCAAACCUGGAUCUGCUGAUCUCUGCUGGCCUCAGUCAUGCCCUCAUACAGCUUUGGUUGGACAUUCUGGCAGACAGACAGAUUCUGGACCUUACACCACCACAAAACUCCAGUAGGUCAGACCAGGAGGUCUUGGUGCAACAUUACUUACUGUUGGGUGGUGAGGAACACCCCUGUGCUGCCCCCUUCAGUUGGCUCAUUAGAAGGCACUUCCAAAGCCUGUGGGAGGAAUCAGAGUUUAUACCAGUCACAGAGGAUGACAGCACCCAGAGGAUUGUCCAGUUUGUGAGCACGACCACCAGUAGCAAGCUCGGUAGCCUUAUAGGGAAACUCUCAGACCAGGAGCACCUGGACUUGGACAAACGAUACCUGCGUGACUUUCUGCUUCUUUCCUUCAAGAUCAAAUCUGAAGAUGAGCUGAGGGUGUUCACCAGAGCGGCGCUGGGCUGUGUGUCUGAACUCCAGCGUUCCAUGACCAUUAACCCUGAUCUGUCCCCUGCCUGGGUGAUGGCUGCAGCUAGACACUAUGCUCCCAGACUGGACACUCUGUCCCAUAUCCUGCUGCUGCAGCCCCAGCUGGCCCCAGACAUUCUACAGCAGGCCUCACACACAAAGCCCACAGACAUGCUAGAGGACAUUUUGGCCCUUGGAAUUUGUGUGGAGAGGACCAAGCUGCAGACUGUGACGUCCCUGUCAGAGUGUGAGUCCCUCUUACGCAGAGUGGAGCUCCUACAGCCAUGUCUGGAUAGAGCAUUCGGUGAGAAGUACAGCUCCCUCUGCAACCCUGGCUGUCUCCAGCACCUGGACUCUAUCAGGUCUAUUUGGCGUGGGAUGCUUGUAGUAGCCGCAUUCAUCCAGCAGGUGUUGUUUGAGGGGAAACGGAUAGACCCCAGUCUGGAGGAUCUGGCUCUGAAACACUGUAGCCUUCUCCAAAGCCUGAUGCAGGACUCUCCUGAUCUGAGGAAUGUGGACACAUUGCAGCAGCUGAUUCGUAUCCUCAACUCCUAUCAUCAAAAGUGCAUCAGCGGGGAUCUGCGGUUUGGCAUCAAUUGCCCAGUGUGCCUAUCAGAGCUCAAAGAGCCAUCCACCCUGCCCUGUGGACAUGUCUUCUGUCUGUCCUGCCUCCAGAGCAGCCUCCAGACAGACAGGCAUUACUGUCCCAAGUGCAGGGAAGACCUGCCACCAAACUUCCAACCCUCUGUAUCUAAAGCCAUCAAGUCAGCCCUGCAGCAGCAUGCAGAGAUCAGGGGCUGCUGUAACUCUUUCUUCCUGGAGGUGGUUUCCCGGUUCUGUCUGUCUGACGGGGAGAGCCCCAGAGAGGGUGUCGUAGAGCUGCUUUUCUCACUACUCAUCUCUGCACAAGGGAAUGUAUACAGGACCAGAGAGCUCACUCCCUUCCUAGAGUGUGUUGACAACAGUCCUGUUGUCCGCUCUGUACUACCUAAACUCCUGCUGCAAUACAGUUUUGAGCAGGUGAAAGGUCACAUCCAGAACUACUUACAGAGCCUAGAGAAGAACAUCUUGGAGAGGGAGGAUCACACUGAGCUCUACCUGCUCUUUGUCAACUGCUUCCAGGAUUCCCUGCAGUGUUCUGGAAGUUUAGUGAUGGAGGAGGGGAGAGAGCAGCAGAGGAAACUGCAGGAGGACACACUGUUCCUGGGUAGGCUAGCCAGGAAGCAGAUCCCUGGAAGACUGGAGGACCCAGCUGAGUUCCUGCUGAGCAUGGCUCGUCUGAGGCUCUGCCUGGGCACCGCUGCCCACCUGCUACAGAAGGCUGUGGCCCAGGAUACUGCUGGUGGGGCAGGUGAUGAUGUGGAGGCUCAGUACCUGUCUCAGGUGAAGGCAGUGUGUGAGUACGGAGGUAACGACUGGUUCAGAGUGUUCCUGCUGAGAGCGGUCAAUAGACAGGCGGGGAUAGACUGUGUCCUGGCCCUGAUGCACAGAUCCUCUUCCUGGGGAUGGGCCUUCCCUUCAGAGGUCCUCCGACUCCAGAGGCUGAUUCCAGCAGAGGUGGACCGGUUCCUGUGCUGUGGUCCGUCAUACCAGGCCCUGAGGGACGGGGUGACUCAGGCCCUGCUAGACGCUCAUACUGACCCCCUUCGGACAACGCUGCAGAAUCUGAGCUGCUCCAGAGCUUCAGCCCAAGUUCUCCUAGUCCUAGCUUUGUUCAGACAGGUCACCUGUCGCUUCGCAUCACCUGAUUUCAAAAAUCACCCUACUCCACAGGAGACAAGGAAACUGGAUGACUUCCUGAAACACAGCCUACCAGGUGAAUUCAGAGAGCUCUGCACAGCGCUGUUAUCAAAUCAGAUAGGUGGACUCCAGAUCUCCCAGAUUGUCCCACCUCAACGGCGCCUCCUUUUGGAGCUCCUGGUCCAUGCAUACGCUGUGCUCCUCAGUGGGACUACACUGCUGGCUCCACUCCACCAGAUAGCCUCCCAGCCUCAAAAUAUGACGGGCUCCUAUUUGCCCACCAUGCCAGAUGAUCACACUAGUGAGGCACGCCAGUGGAUGACUAAAGAGAACAAAAUCAAGAUGUACUUUUGUGCCAACGGUCAUGCGUGUUUUGUUGGAGAGUGCGGGAAACCAGUGGCAACAUCCAAAUGCCUUGACUGCGGUGUUCCAGUUGGUGGUGUUGGUCAUAACCCAGUUGAUGGAUUUACUGCUGCUCAACAAAGUGUGGGGGAUCAGACCAGGACUGGUCAUAUUUUGGGAGAGGCUUAUCGUAGGGCUGAGGCCCCAGAGAGACAGAUGUCACCAGCCCAGUCCAGUAUCCUUCGGCUGCUCAACCACCUGGCCAUGCUGCAAGGGACCAUCAAAAACUACCAGGCAGUCAGUCAGAUGGUCCAUCCUGGUGUCCAAGAUGUCCUGGGGUUCAUGUGGAGCCACCUUGAGAAGGACAUGGAGGUGCUGGGUCGGACACUGGAUCAGAACAUGGACAACACGGCUGUUAUAAUUCAUCUGGUUCUCCAAGCCUGUCUGGAGUUCACUGCAGCUGAACCAGGUUAUCGCCACACAAGACCUGACCUGUCCUCUCGACAUGGACGGGAACAGUGGGAGAAACUGGUCUGUGAUGCAGUUAUCAACCCAAUAAUCCAGCAUCUAAGGAGGAAACUGGCUGAAGCUCAAGUCAGUAUCAGUGCAGAUGACAGGCUGGGUGGAAGCCCACUGAUGAGACUGCUCUAUGCGGACCCCCGACCCAUGCUGCCCCUGCUGCCCUCCCUCUCAGACUGCCCCACACACCACUCCUCCUUCUGGAGCCUGUCUGAAACCCUCACUGUGGAGCACUUCUCUCAGAGAGUGGACCAGGAGCAGGGAAGCAACACCGUACCCCUCCUAAAACUCUUCCUAAAGAAGGUGCUGUGUGUGAGACAGCUCCACCAUCUACCAGAGCUGGCUGCCUUACAGGCUGACUUGUCCAGAAUGUUUCCCCUGACAGCUGAGAUGACCAGUCAGAGCAUUGCCCAGGUGUUGCAGCACAUACCAACAGGGUACCAGAAGAAAGUGCUGCUUGGGAGAAUGAAGGUCUUCAUGAAUGUGUGGAACUGCCUUAGGAUGGACGUGGCCAACAAUGCAGAUUUAGGUGUAACACCACAGGUUUGUGAGAAGGAGCUGACCAUGGAGAGCUCUGGGGAGUUCCUGUCACCCUGUCGUCACGGUCCAGGGUCCUGCCUCCAGAUUCUGGUCAAAUUCCUGUUAGAGACUCACAACAGCUUGGUCAGAGAGGUUAGGAGACUCAGUCACCAUGACAACAGUGCCUACAGUGUACCUCUGGAGGGGGUGUCAGAGACACAGUUGACCCUGUGCCACCCUGAGAGGGAGCUGCUCCCCCUGGUGUUAUCCCACUGUCAUUACACCCUGAGGACACGCAGGGAGACAGACAGCAGCUACAACCUGAUGGACAUCCAGGCACAACUGGCCCGCCGCUUCCUAGCUGGGAAACCAAGCAUCCAAGCCGACACCUCAAGAUACUUGAACAGAUAUCAGCAAGACUUCUCAGUAGUCCUUGAUGAAGUCAGGGCUAAGAUACCUCAGGAGUCACUGAAGGGCUCCGUUAGCUGUGCUAUGAGGACAGGACUGCGUUCAUACACUGACGUGUGUGACGCUGUGUUUGCGGUGGAGAUUGGCCUGCGGUUCCUGGGGAAGACUAGCGGAGUGCCACAAGCCCCACUCUUGUCCUACCUGACUGAGUCUCUCAAGAUGGGCCCACAGAUCUCUAGCAGUGUAGCCAAGGUCCUUGGAGAGAGCAGACUGGAACACAGCACAUUCACCUGGCAGCUCCUUACCUCCUGGAAGUCUGAGCUGAUGCUGAGCAGAGGACAGGACCCGUUCCAGAGGCUGCCAUCAGAGUUCCAGCAGAAGUUAUCCGAGGAGGAGAGGAGAGAGCUGAGGGUCUUCUUCAGUGGGACAAACAUCGACAUACUCUCCCUGGAGCUGCAUGAAAUCCUCCUCCUGAAGACCAACACUCAGGCUUUUUCCGACCAGGCUUAUCUACCACAUUGGGACAUCAGGUCUACUCUAGACAACCAUCUGGAUAAGAAGAGACUCCCACCCAUGCCUGGGCUUGACUCGCUACCGGAGGACAUCACUUUGGACAAAGGGGCAGAUAUGUGGAGAAUGGCUGUAGAGUUUAGAAAGAGAUAAGAAGAGGAUGCUGGUUUUGAUGGUUGUUUAUUAUAUGUGUAUUUUUACAUUGUGGCUUAACAGAGUUUGAUUAUUCAGCAAAUAUAAAGUUUGAAUCCAAACAAGGACCAAUUAUGUGCCCUUGAGCAAGGCACUUUAACUUAAUUGCUCCUGUAAGUCGUGCUGAAUAAGAGUGUCUGCCAAAUGUCUGCUAAAAUGUCAAAUGUAAUUAUGAUUUUUUCCUCGCUAAUGAUUACAAAUUAGGCUAUCUCUAGUUCCUUGGCUAACUUCAUAUAGGCAAUUAUUCCCACAGUCUUGUGUGAAUAUUGUCCAUUAUCUCUAAAGACCCUGUACUAGUUUACACCCAUUCAACCUUUGACCAACAGUAAAAAAUGGGUUUCUAGUAGCCUGUAUGUUUUUAUGCGUUGUUGGACCACGAAAAUAAAGAUGUUCUAUUACAGCGAGUAACAUUA
Messenger RNA from Oncorhynchus keta (chum salmon), 16383 nucleotides. RefSeq names its product ring finger protein 213b (gene rnf213b). Gene Ontology annotation, molecular function: metal ion binding; ubiquitin-protein transferase activity; ATP hydrolysis activity. Gene Ontology annotation, cellular component: cytosol; nucleolus; membrane. NCBI's taxonomy places the organism in Eukaryota, Metazoa, Chordata, Actinopteri, Salmoniformes, Salmonidae. The transcript has 63 exons. Gene Ontology annotation, biological process: sprouting angiogenesis; negative regulation of non-canonical Wnt signaling pathway; ubiquitin-dependent protein catabolic process. The record is from RefSeq and is a predicted model, not a curated record. The coding region runs from base 320 to 15931 and encodes 5203 amino acids.